UUUAUCUACAACUCUUAUUAUCAUCUUCAAUUCAAAUUAGCAAAACAGCUGUACUACACCAAUUUCAAGUUCAAGUUGCCCAAGCAAGUAUUUCACAUUAUUGGUUCUUAUAAUUCACGAUGCGAUGGACAUCAAUUUUUUUCAUCACAUUAUGCUUUUAUCUGUGUACGUACUGUAUUAUUGGUUCAAUUUUUUGGCAAACUUGUGAUGUCGAUAGGUUUUCCGAAAUUAGGGCUGCCUUCUGACGGGGAGUUUCCCGGUGGUUCCCCGAGUGUCGAACCAAAAGGUGGUCGGUCCCAUGGAUGAGUUCUCCCUCAGCCAGAAGCUCUCCCUCCACCGAGCUUUUCGGCCUCUACCGGACUGCGCAAUACCUCCAAAGAGUGUUGCCGCUUCUCUAGAUAAAAAUUUUUGGUCACAAAUCUUGGAUGCACAGGUAGAAAGGACCAAGCCCUUAUCCCAUUCGUCCUUUCACUCCUCAUUCCCAGCUCGAAAACAGGAUGGCUUGCUUCUUCCUCCUUCCUUCUAG
Striga asiatica is the source of this 526-nucleotide messenger RNA. The record is from the annotation of a GenBank genome assembly. NCBI's taxonomy places the organism in Eukaryota, Viridiplantae, Streptophyta, Magnoliopsida, Lamiales, Orobanchaceae.